Messenger RNA from Acanthosepion pharaonis, 576 nucleotides. The record is from the annotation of a GenBank genome assembly. Lineage: Eukaryota; Metazoa; Mollusca; Cephalopoda; Sepiida; Sepiidae.
AUGGCAAACUCACAUUACCCAUCUCUUCAUUCUAUAGUAUCCUCUUUUAUUCCUCAAAUAAAGCUUCAUUUCCAUCAUCCUUUCUUUCUUCUUUUGUAUCUUUUUAUAUAUUCAUUUUUUCUCUUUUUUUCUUCAUUUUUCUUCAUUAUCAUUCAUUUAAUUCUUCCUUUUGUUUCUUCAUAUUCUUUGCUUUUUACUUCUUUUCUUUUACUCCUUUCUUUGCACCAUUCUUUCUUCAAUUUCUUUUACUUUUACUUCCCUUCUUUAUUAUUUUAUUUUCUAGUUUCUUCUUCUUUUACUUCAUCUCCCCUCCUCCUUCUCUCUUCUUUCUUCUUUUUCUUCUUUUACUUUUUCUUUUUCAAUCAUCAUCAACAUUAUGAUGAUGAUCAUCAUCUACUUUUUUGCAUUUUCUUAUUCCUUUACUUUAUUUUUUCUUCUUCUUUUUCUUUAAUUUAUUCUUUAUUUUCUUCUUCCUUUAUUUCCUCUCUUCUUCUUUUACUUUAUCUCUUGUUUUUCUUCUGUUCUUCUAUCUCGUCAUCAUUUUUUCUUCUUUUUCUUCUUGAAGACAAAACUUAG